GGCCGACGUCUUGGUAGUUUUUGUGGCUGUCAGAGUUAUUGGAACUAUGGAUCGCUUUUCCUGGUCCACCGGUCUUUUAGAGAUUGACGAGACGCUGGUGAUUCAGCAGCGGGGUGUGCGCCUGUCUGAUGGGGAGGACAAGACAACGUUUGACAUUGGAACUCUUCUUUUGACGACCCACAGACUUAUUUGGAGGGACCAGAAAAAUCAUGAAUUCUGUAUUGCAUUUCCCCUUUCUCAAAUCAUUUUUACAGAGGAGCAGGCAGGAGGGAUUGGAAAAAGCGCCAAAAUAGUGGUCCAUUUACAUCCACCUUCUCCUAAUAAAGAACCGGGGCCUUACCAAACCAGCCGAUACUCGUACGUCAAGAUGUCAUUUAGAGAGCACGGUCAGAUUGAGUUCCAUAGGCGUUUAACGGAGGAACUGACCCAGAGGAGAUGGGAGCGAUCAUCAGCCUCGCCAUCCUUUCAUUUAAAUAAAGGCACCAAGGGUGGAAGAAUAAAAGCUGUUGGGAUUGUUGGAAUUGAGAGGAAACUGGAAGAAAAAAGAAAAGAAACUGACAAAAACAUUUCCGAGGCUUUUGAAGAUCUGAGCAAGUUAAUGGAAAAGGCCAAGGAAAUGGUGGAGUUGUCUAAAUCUAUAGCCAACAAGAUCAAAGAUAAACAAGGGGAUAUAACAGAGGAUGAGACUAUCAGAUUUAAAUCCUAUCUGCUGAGCAUGGGAAUAGCCAAUCCAGUCACCAGGGAAACUCACGGGUCUGGCACACACUAUCAUAUGCAACUGGCAAAGCAGCUGGCAACAAUGCUACAGGCUCCUUUAGAGGAACGAGGAGGCAUAAUGUCUCUUACUGAAGUAUACUGUCUGGUAAAUCGAGCAAGAGGCAUGGAGUUGCUGUCGCCUGAAGAUUUGGUCAACGCCUGCAGAGUGUUUGAAUCUUUAAAACUCCCAGUGAGGCUACGUAUUUUUGACAGUGGAGUCAUGGUCAUUGAACACCAGUCUCAUAACGAAGAAGAAAUGGUCGCUGCUGCAUUAGAAACUGUUUCUGAAAAGGGCUCAUUAACAUCUGAAGAGUUUUCCAAGCUUGUCGGGAUGUCAGUUCUUUUAGCUAAAGAACGAUUGCUGCUUGCUGAAAAAAUGGGGCACCUUUGCAGAGAUGACUCUGUAGAAGGCUUACGCUUUUACCCCAAUUUGUUCUUAACUCAGUGUUAGAGACUGUGUGAGAAUGAGACUUGAAACUUAUGAAUACUUCACGGAAAAUUGUCUACAACUUUUUAUUUAUAUUGAUGAGAAAUAUCAAUGAAGCAUAUAUUACAUUGUGGAUGGGCUACAUAUGAUCAGUUAUUAAAGAGGAUUCCUGUGUA
This is a messenger RNA of Bombina bombina (fire-bellied toad), 1359 nucleotides long. RefSeq names its product vacuolar protein sorting 36 homolog (gene VPS36). The coding region runs from base 47 to 1207 and encodes 386 amino acids. Gene Ontology annotation, molecular function: phosphatidylinositol-3-phosphate binding; ubiquitin binding. Gene Ontology annotation, cellular component: late endosome membrane; ESCRT II complex. The transcript is spliced from 14 exons. The record is from RefSeq and is a predicted model, not a curated record. Gene Ontology annotation, biological process: protein transport to vacuole involved in ubiquitin-dependent protein catabolic process via the multivesicular body sorting pathway. NCBI's taxonomy places the organism in Eukaryota, Metazoa, Chordata, Amphibia, Anura, Bombinatoridae.